This is a messenger RNA of Phytophthora nicotianae INRA-310, 249 nucleotides long. RefSeq lists its product as hypothetical. The record is from RefSeq and is a predicted model, not a curated record. Lineage: Eukaryota; Oomycota; Peronosporomycetes; Peronosporales; Peronosporaceae. The annotation marks the transcript as partial. The transcript has a single exon.
AUGCUUGUGUGCUCGCGUGCAGCCGGGCUGCACGACGAAGCGGAAUGCAAUCAAGCCGGGCUUGAUCAUUCAUGUCCGCGGGAACAAUUCGCCGACGGUUACAAAAGUAACGGAUACGCGUCCAAGGCCGGGCCUGGACGAGAAUCACGUGAAGCUAGGCUUCUCAAGAAAAGACAGCGCAAGCGACGAAAGCUACGCAAGUCUAGUUCCGGGACCGAGACGCUGCAGUCGGUGUCUGCCGGGCGACCU